Messenger RNA from Exophiala mesophila, 2068 nucleotides. RefSeq lists its product as hypothetical. The record is from RefSeq and is a predicted model, not a curated record. The coding region runs from base 745 to 1749 and encodes 334 amino acids. The transcript has 2 exons. NCBI's taxonomy places the organism in Eukaryota, Fungi, Ascomycota, Eurotiomycetes, Chaetothyriales, Herpotrichiellaceae. Gene Ontology annotation, cellular component: cytosol; Rpd3L complex. Gene Ontology annotation, biological process: negative regulation of rDNA heterochromatin formation; negative regulation of silent mating-type cassette heterochromatin formation.
UUCUUCUCCUACCCAUGCAUAUAUCGUCUGGUUUACGGCAUGUAGCAACGCCUUGAUUACUUUGACAGUCAGCUGCCAUCGUUCAGUUGAUCCCUGACCUGUCUCUCCUUCUCUCAACCGGCACAGACACCAGAAAUUCCACACUGCUCCUUGCCCCGUCCGCCAGACCCAAAACCUCUUCCAAGCUGCCAUGCCUCCCCAACACGUCGAGGUCGCAGAGACCAUCGCAGCACUGAAGCGAGCGCUGCGCCGAGAAAAGGAGGGCAAGUAACUAUCGACGCUGAGCUUCAGACCUUCCACUAAAAGGCCAUCCCAUUCCAGGUCCCACAGACCAACCUAUCUCGGCAGCCACCAACCGUGGCAACAAGCUCAAAUCCGGUGCCAGCUAUGUCCAUGCAGGUGCAUUACCAUACGACCAUCGUCCCGAUGGCUACAAACAGGCAUGCUCCAUCCCGCGGCUCAUUGGUUGUCUCAUAAGUGCAUUGCUUAUCAACGUCUGCGUAGAGAAUCGAACACGCUGGUUAUACCCGAUUCAUUCUGGAGCGCAAUCCUCGACGCUUCAAUGGGAUUGGAGAUGAGCUGGGUGACAGCGAAAGUGACACCGAAGCUGACGAAGACGCCCAAGCCGAGAACCCCUACAGCAAUGUUCGGAUUGAAGAACUCUUACGCCCUAUUCAGCACCCCUCCGAACUCGCCACACAUCCCACUCUGUCUUUGCCCUUUCUCGACCCUGCACUCCCCGAGAUGCUUAGAUCUACCGAGGAGAAACUGCGCCAGGAACGAGCAAAUCUCUGGCGUGCUAAAAAUCUGAACAGACAUUUCAUUGGCGAUGAGUCUUGGAUUCCAGUAGGUGCCAUUGAAGGGAUAAAUGAUUGGGAUUUCUUUGAACCAAGAUCAAAACCUCUCCCUGAGCCAGCAAACAAGAAAAGAAAGAUCAGCGUCAACAACCAGACCUCUCGCAACGGAAUGAACGGACUAGAUCAUUCCUACCAACAGGUUGUCCACUCCCCCUUAGCCCAGGCUCUCGAGGCCUCGAACAAAGGCACGGAGAAUACUAAGCCCUCCACGAUGCAAGAAGAUUCCUCCGGACAUCACCAGCCCAUGAAUGGCGUCCGCAAAGACACGGAAGAUAUCAAGGACCAGGACGUGACCACACCUGAGUCAAGCGCCCUCACCAUUGACCAGACUAGUCAGUCAAACGAGCAGCAGGAAGAUGUUCAAGACGACUCCGUCCAGAAAACCUCCCCCCCUCCAACUCGGCGUAUCACUCGUGCACUUGCCGCUGAACAGGAUGGCUCUGGUUUGGCAUCGGCCUCAAGCUCAUCGCCUGAAUCCACCGCCUCGUCUUUGGACCACUCUUUGCUGCAACCCGACCCUUUCUUCCUCCCACCACCUUCUUUCGCAGCUUCACAUCGCAACCCCUUGCAUCUAGCGCGAAUUGGCCUACCGGUAGACGAGUUCCUCGAAACACGCCGGCUGCUCACAAUGUACAUACAGAAGCAGGAAGAGAGCGUGCGCGGCUAUGAGGCAUUCCUGGGCAAACUUAUUCGCGCAAAGCGCAUGCGUGACAAAGUCUGGGAAUGGUGCAAGGCCGAAGGACAUGUCGGGGAAUGGUCGGACGGAGAGGACUGGAUCGAUUCCGAGGCAUGGGGCCUGGCUCCAGACGAGCUGAAAAAGGGCAAGGACGAGGAAGAGGUGGACGGACAAGAGGAUACCGGACGCAAAGUCAAGAGGAGGCGCAGAGACUAGGAAUUGGCUGCGCAGCUUUCCGAGACUGGGGAACGGGCGAGUGAACCUGUGUAUUCCCUGUUUCAAGGACGUUAUGAGCUACGUGCACGGACAGCCUUUAGCUGAGACAAGAGGAACCCGAGCGUUUUGCAUUGUUGAGACAGCUCAUCAGCAUCGAUCUAGCUAAUCUUGACGCAUGAAUGGUAUGACAACAUUUGAUGAAUAAAAGGAAUGAAGAAUAGACGCGGGAUCUGCCACGUCUACUUGCUGCUGAGCUAUAACAUUCUCGUGUGGCAGCCUCUCGCUUCUCACUCGAAUUUAGUGAGAUUUUGAUCUGGCG